Molecule: messenger RNA, 2450 nt
Organism: Coregonus clupeaformis (lake whitefish)
Lineage: Eukaryota; Metazoa; Chordata; Actinopteri; Salmoniformes; Salmonidae
Product: opioid growth factor receptor
Exons: 7
Coding region: 151-1284 (377 amino acids)
Cellular component (GO): membrane
Molecular function (GO): opioid growth factor receptor activity
Source: RefSeq, a predicted model, not a curated record
CCGUGGUGGCAUGCUCAAAUCUUAAUUUCGUUCAUCUUAACGACUGUUAACCUUUGGAACAUUUUAAAUAGCUUUUUUAAUAGCCUAUUCUCUUAUUACGGAAUGGUGUGCGUCUGGCUAGGGCUAUUCCCAUAGAAUAUAAUCCAUUCCAUGUCUAUGGCUAUUCCAAUAGGGAGAGCGCUGCCAGCAAUAGUCAAGUUGUUUGCUGAACUGAGACGAAAAUGUAGGACGUGUCCCAGGAUUGAACGGCUUUGGUUAUGGCUAAACAGAUGCUAUUUCUCUACUCUGCUUAAACGCGCCUUCUGGUUUUUAAUUCUACUCCCCAUACACGCCUGGAGAUUGAUCCUCCCAAAUUGUCUUCCUGAUCAUCCAGGACUCCUUCCCAGAACAGAAUCACUUCCCAGGUCAGAUCACAGAUAUGAUAUUAAACACACCGACGAUUACUACUGCAACUACGACUCGACAUGGAAGAAUCCAACAAGUGAAGAAUCUAGUCGUGAGAGAACCAACAAUUACACCAGUCGGUCAACAAGGCAACGAGAUGAUAGGCGUAUGCCUAAUUUACAGUUCUAUCGUGGACAGAGGGCCUCCUCCCCUGAUGGUGUCUACAUUGACGACUUUCACAAUAACUGGUAUGGGAAAUAUUCAAAAUUGGAAGCUGUUCACUCAUACAUCCAAUGGUUGUUCCCUCUUCAAGAACGAGGAAUGAAUUAUCAAGCCAAAGAACUCACCAAGAAGGAAAUUGAGGCUUUUCUUGAAGAUGAAACUGUGAAGAAGAGGCUGGUCAAGUCGUACAAGCUCAUGCUGGACUUCUACGGCAUACAGAUGUCAAAUGACACAACAGGGGAAGUGCGACGUGCUAAUAACUGGCGUGACAGAUUUGACAACAUGGACAGACAUACACACAACAACCUGCGCAUCACCCGCAUCCUGAAGUGCCUGGGCACUCUGGGGUUCCCCCACUACCAGGCCCCACUGGUCCGCUUCUUCCUGGAGGAAACUCUUGUUAAAGGCCAGCUGUACAAUGUGAAGGAGAGCGUGCUCAACUACUUCAUCUUCGCUGUCAUUGAUAAGCAACAACGCAGGGAAUUAGUUAAGUAUGCCUAUGAGGUCAAACAUGAGUUGGUGUCGUGCCCUAAGAAGAUCAAGAGUACAUUUAGGGAGGGGACAUUCCCAGAUUAUAAAAACCCAAUUGAUCUGAAACUAGAUCUGAAACAGAAUGGCAUAUACUCAGAUGACAGUGAUGACAACACUACCAGUCAUCAGUCUGUCUCACUAUGUUAACAAGGGUAAGCCAACGGAUAGGUGUGGAAUGGCAAAUGAGGUUAGUGACUUAGCGCGAUUGGGGACGCCAAACAACGAGUGGUUGACACGGGUAUCCAUACCUCAUGAUAACAUGCGUGGUCUGGCGACCAGUUACACACAGAGGAACAAAGGCACCAGUCAGGCCUCCAAGACUACUAGUGGAAGGAAUCAAAACACCAGUGCUGAUUCAUCCUCUGAGUGUCUACCAAUUAGGCAAAAUGAUACUGCUCAGUCCAGUUAUGGAGCUUUUGGUAAUGGGAGCUCUUUAACUAUCCGCCUACUCUAACGCCCCACUACUGAUUCUCUGAAAAUAAUAGCUGCAGCUAUUAAACAAUCAGAAUGUGGACCUAGCGGUGUAGUUUCAGAGACAAUUACUGAUGAUCGGAGAAAGAGAGCUAGACACAAGCAAACAGAGCAUAACCUUAACAAACUUAGAAGAGUAAAAGACUAAUAAAGAUGAUGCUGAUGAUAGAAAAAAGAAGGGACCUGCAGAUAAGCAAGAAGAGAGUGAACCAAGCAAAGAGGUUUCAGAGGACAAUAUUAGCACAUCCAGUGAAAGUUAAUCGAAUAAGAAACCGCUGUGCCCAGCAAAGAAAAAGUUACUCCAGGGAAAGAUUCAGUGUUUGAGGUAAUGUGAAGAUUGAUUAGAGUAUUCACCCAUGUCCUGCACUAAUGAAGGGAGAAAAAACAAGAAUGACAUGAAUUAUUUUCAUUUCAUUUCAUCAGAACAAUUCAAGUUUAAAGUUAUGCAAUUUCACGUUUGAUUUCUGAUCACAUGUAUAAUUUAUCAGUUGGUUGUUAUCCUUAUUUUUUUUAAACAAUACAAAUGUUAUAUGUUGAUUAAUCUUUUCAAAUCCACAAUGAUUUUUAUGUUAGCGGUUGAUUUUGUAAUGGCAUAUUUUUGGUUUGGAGGGUUUCUUAUAUGGAUUUUUGGGUACAUGUACAAGAAAUUGGUCUAUGCUAUGAUCAGGUCAGUUUUUAAUGGUGAUGCUUGCCUCCAAGGUAUUUGAAAUACUUUCUACUGCUUAACAUAUUUUAAAUGCAUUUAGUGCCUAAACAUAUGUACCACCAGGGGUGCCUAAUGAUUUGCAUGCAUAUAACAAAUGAAAUGUGAAUUUAAUCAAAUAAAAUAAAUUCUAUGACAA